Peromyscus eremicus (cactus mouse) is the source of this 2532-nucleotide messenger RNA. It is a transcript of the gene Ttc5, whose product is annotated as tetratricopeptide repeat domain 5. Lineage: Eukaryota; Metazoa; Chordata; Mammalia; Rodentia; Cricetidae. Gene Ontology annotation, molecular function: protein binding. The transcript is spliced from 10 exons. The record is from RefSeq and is a predicted model, not a curated record. The coding region runs from base 26 to 1348 and encodes 440 amino acids.
GGAGGAGAAUCCGGCAGUGGCUGGAAUGAUGGCUGAUGAAGAGGAAGAAGCGAAGCGCGUCUUGCAGAAAUUGCAGGAACUGGUGGAUCAACUCUACUCAUUUCGAGACAGCUACUUUGAGACACACAGUGUUGAGGAUGCAGGGCGGAAGCAGCAGGAUGUGCGGGACGAGAUGGAGAAGACCCUGCAACAGAUGGAGGAAGUACUGGGUUCUGUCCAGGGUGAGGCACAGGCUCUCAUGCUGAGGGGGAAGGCCCUGAAUGUGACUCCCGAGUAUAGCCCGAAGGCUGAGGCGCUUCUGUCAAAGGCUGUGAAGCUGGAGCCUGAGCUGGUGGAAGCCUGGAACCAGCUGGGUGAGGUGUACUGGAAGAAAGGGGACAUUGCGGCUGCCCACACCUGCUUCUCAGGAGCCCUCACCCAUUGCAAGAACAAGGUCUCCCUGCAAAACCUGUCCAUGGUGCUUCGCCAGUUGCAGACUGACUCCGGAGAUGAACAUUCUCGUCAUGUCAUGGACAGUGUCCGACAGGCUAAGUUGGCAGUGCAGAUGGAUGUCCUUGAUGGCCGCUCCUGGUAUAUCCUGGGGAAUGCGUAUCUCUCUCUUUAUUUCAAUACUGGCCAGAACCCUAAGAUCUCCCAGCAAGCCCUCAGUGCCUAUGCCCAAGCAGAGAAGGUCGACAGGAAAGCUUCUAGCAAUCCCGACCUUCAUCUGAACAGGGCGACGUUACAUAAAUAUGAAGAGAGUUAUGGGGAGGCCCUAGAGGGUUUCUCUCAGGCGGCAGCACUGGACCCUGCGUGGCCAGAGCCCCGGCAGCGAGAGCAACAACUCCUGGAAUUCCUCACUAGGCUAUCCAGCCUCCUGGAGAGCAAGGGGAAGACAAAACCCAAAAAACUUCAGAGCAUGCUGGGAAGCUUGCGUCCAGCCCAUCUGGGCCCUUGUGGCGACGGGCGCUAUCAGUCAGCCUCUGGGCAGAAGGUGACCUUGGAGCUCAAGCCACUGAGCACGCUGCAGCCUGGUGUGAACAGUGGUGCUGUGGUCCUGGGAAAGGUGGUGUUCAGCCUAACCACAGAGGAGAAAGUCCCCUUCACCUUUGGCUUGGUGGAUUCAGAUGGUCCUUGCUAUGCAGUGAUGGUGUAUAAUGUGGUGCAGAGCUGGGGAGUGCUCAUUGGGGACUCUGUAGCCAUUCCUGAGCCCAACCUUCGGCAUCACCAAAUUCAGCACAAGGGAAAGGAAUAUUCCUUCUCCAGUGUGCGAGUGGAGACGCCUCUGCUCCUGGUGGUGAAUGGAAAGCCACAGAACUCCAACAGCCAAGCCACUGCCACCGUGGCUUCCAGGCCACAGUGUGAAUGACCUGGCGGAGGAGUGGAGGCCCAGAGAGAAGCUCACCGGGGUGUUGUGAAUGGAGAGUUCUCUUCCUCUGCCCUGUAACAUAGUUGGAGGCUCUUUUCCCUGUGGUAUCCCAGCCAUCAGCAGAGCCGUCACUACCCUGGUUUAGUCCUCCUGCCUCCUCAAAUGUGCUGACUGAGAGGGAGGACAGAGCACUCAGAACUGUUGGGACCCUGUUAUGGGAGACUCUUUCCCCAACUUUGGAGAUGUUUUGACAGUCCCAAGAUCCCUGUUGUUGCCUCCUUCCUGAGUCUAAUAUGUAUGUAUAUAUCUGUUUACUAUUUAUUGCUGAGGGGCUUAACUUUUCUAUCAUUUUUGAACAUUUUUUUUUUUUUUUUUAAUUUUUAGAUUUAAAUUCUGAUGGGUGUGGUGGGACACCUUUAAUCCCAACACUUAGGAGGCAGAGGAAGGUAGGUCUCUAUGAGUUCGAGGCUAGCCUGAUCCUAAAUAGUGAGUUCCAGGCUGGCCAGGGCUACAUUAGUGAGACCCUGUUUCAAAAGAAAAAAAAAAAAAAGAAAAAGUUCUUCCUCUUCCUUAGUGCUGGAACAAAAUUAAAUUUGUUUGGAAAAAACUUACCCUAUAGUUUUGUCUCCUUAUUCUCUCCUGUUAUAAGGGUUCUUGGUUUUAAGAUCUCUAAAGUCUGUUGGAAUGACACUGCUCUCUUUGAGUAUUAUACAAAAUAGUUUAUCUGCAAUUGCAGGCCGUAGAGAGCCGCUGGUGCUGGGAACUGAACUCAGAUCUUCUGUGGGAGCAGUUUGUAUUCUUAACUGCUGAACCAACUAUCCAGGCCUAAACUUUUACUUAUUUUGUGUGUGUGACAUACAUGCAGCUGUUCACGCAGGUCUACAUCCCCGUGUGCAUGAGUGAGGAGGCCAGAGAAGGGUGUGGGUGCCUUCCUCUGCCUUGUUGCCGUGAGCUAGUGUCUCUCACGGAACCAGAAGCCAGCUGUGUUGGCUGUCUGGCCAUCAAGCUCUUCAGAUCUGCCUGUGUCUACCCUCCAGUACUGGAGUUCCAGGCACGUGCAUCUGUGCUGGGCUUUUUACAUGGGCACUGGAGAUUUGAACACAGGUCCUCAUGCUUGAGAGCAAGCUUUCCUAGCCACUAAGCCAUCUUCUUGGCACUCCUCUGCCUCCCUCCCUCCCUCCCUC